Molecule: messenger RNA, 938 nt
Organism: Varanus komodoensis (Komodo dragon)
Lineage: Eukaryota; Metazoa; Chordata; Lepidosauria; Squamata; Varanidae
Gene: R3HDML
Product: R3H domain containing like
Exons: 6
Coding region: 177-938 (253 amino acids)
Source: RefSeq, a predicted model, not a curated record
GUGAAAGCCAGCAGUGUUUCAACUGUAUUGAGAUUUCAAUGGAACCACUUUGAGCAUCAUGAUCUAUAAACCAGAAGGAAAAAUAAGUUUUGGCAUACUGAUUGCAUUAAAUCAACCACCACAAUAACCACGACACCUUCUGAGUGGCUCAGGAGAAAAGGUGUGCAAACCCUAAAAUGACUCUCUUGCACAUGCAGUUAUAUUUUACUGGCUCCGUCUUCUGGAUGAUACAGAAAUCCAGCUCCUUCAUGCUGCCCAAUACUACUGAACUUCUCUACCCGACUAGCAGUGCUGAGGCAGGCCUCCUGUCUGCCCUUGGAGUGCCGAGAACUCGCAGAAAGCGCUAUAUCUCUCCCAGGGACAUGAGUGCACUUCUGGACUACCACAAUCAAGUGCGGGCACAAGUGUCUCCACCAGCUGCCAACAUGGAGUAUAUGGUGUGGGAUGAGAGAUUAGCCAGAUCGGCAGAAGCAUGGGCAAAACAGUGUAUGUGGGGACAUGGACCUCCGCAACUGAUGAAAUUCCUUGGUCAAAACCUUGCCAUUCAGUCUGGCAGGUACCAUUCAGCUGUGGACCUUGUGAAAUCUUGGUAUUAUGAGAAGCAGCACUACUCCUUCCCUUAUCCCUAUGAAUGCAAGCCCAGAUGCCCUUCCAAAUGUAGCGGUUCUGUCUGCAGCCAUUACACCCAGAUGGUGUGGGCUUCUAGCAACAGAAUUGGCUGCGCCAUCCACACCUGCACCAACAUGAACGUGUGGGGCAACACAUGGCGGCGAGCAGUCUACCUUGUGUGCAACUAUGCCAUCAAGGGAAAUUGGAUAGGAGAAGCACCUUACAAAAUGGGGAGGCCCUGCUCAGCCUGCCCACCAAACUAUGGAGGCACCUGCAGCAACAACAUGUGUUACUCAGGACUCAAAUCCAAUAAAGUGAGCUGGUUCUGA